UUUCAGCUAAUCCAAAAGUAAAUGAGAAACUUAGAAAAAGACUGCCAACUCCAGAUCAACAUAUUUAGAGAAAAUUGGAAAAAGAGAAGCUUACUACAGCUUUAUUUGAGGACUUUUUAAAGAACGCAGGGUUCUAGCUGGGAGCUUCAAAUCUUGGAGCAAAAAACCAGAGACCUUGCCAGAGCAAACAAGAACAGAAGUACAAAUGGAAGACUGGUCAAAAGAUAUAGCCCACAGUUAUCUUGAACAAGAGACUACAGGGAAAAAUAAAAGUACACAGCCAGAUGAACAACUGAACAUGAAUUCUGAGGGAAGUUUGCAUCAGAAAUCUACUGAAUUAAUUAAUGAAGUCACAUAUGAGGGCACAGAACGGCUAGGGCAGAUGUCAAGGAAUUUUCAGGUCAUUGGUCCUUAUCCAGACGUCGGUUCUUAUCCAGAUAAUCAGACAGUUUACUGCUCUACUGAAAAAUCCAACAAUAUGGAACAUGGAAAUAAUGAUUUACCUUAUGAAAGUAGGAUUCCUUGUCAAGCCACUUUAGACUUAAAUAAGGAGAAGACAAUAGCGUUUCUUCUAAAAGAAUUGGAUAUUCUCAGAACAAGCAAUAAAAAGCUUCAAGAGAAAUUAACUAAAGAAGAUAAAGAACAGAGAAAGCUAAAGUUUAAGCUGGAACUCCAAGAGAAAGCAACAGAAGCUAAAAUUGCUGAAAAGAUAGCAGCUCUGGUUGAAGAAGUGUAUUUUGCUCAGCGGGAACGUGAUGAAGCUAUUAUGUCUAGGCUGCAAUUAGCCAUUAAGGAGAGGGAUGAAGCAAUUGCAAGAGCCAAGCAUAUGGAAAUGUCUCUAAAAACGCUAGAAAAUAUUAACCCUGAAGAAAAUGACAUGACAUUACAGGAAUUACUGAACAGAAUAAACAAUGCAGACACAGGAAUAGCUAUUCAGAAGAAUGGAGUUAUAAUUGUGGAUAGAAUCUACAAGACCAAGGAAUGUAAAAAGAGAAUAACUGCAGAAGAAAUGAGUGCAGUGAUAGAAGAACGGGAGGCUGCUUUGUUUCAGUGCAAACGGCUAGAGCAGGAGCUUCAUCAUCUGAAAGAGCAGAACCAGACUUCAGCAAACAACAUGAGACAUCUGACUGCUGAAAACAAUCAAGAACGUGCUCUGAAGGGCUACAGCUUCCAUCUUCCGCAUCCUGCUCUUCACAGGGAGCUCAGCUGCCACUGCCACUGCUGCCGCUACUCAGACAUCAUGGCGGUCUGGGCUGCUGCCACAGCCAUGGGUGCCGCUGCUGUGAUCAUUGCCUGCCCAUGCCUGAGGCAACAUGUGAGUUUGGACCGUGAAGCCCCCGCAAGCAGGAUCUUCUGA
Carlito syrichta (Philippine tarsier) is the source of this 1357-nucleotide messenger RNA. It is a transcript of the gene MIPOL1, whose product is annotated as mirror-image polydactyly 1. The transcript has 10 exons. The record is from RefSeq and is a predicted model, not a curated record. Bases 206 to 1357 code for a protein of 383 amino acids. NCBI's taxonomy places the organism in Eukaryota, Metazoa, Chordata, Mammalia, Primates, Tarsiidae.